Molecule: messenger RNA, 3822 nt
Organism: Rhopilema esculentum
Lineage: Eukaryota; Metazoa; Cnidaria; Scyphozoa; Rhizostomeae; Rhizostomatidae
Source: RefSeq, a predicted model, not a curated record
AAAAGUUUGUUUCACCAUAGUUUCACAGCAGUAAGGUGAUGGCGGAGUAGUGAUGACCUAAAAAUAAAGUGGACGGAAGUAGAAUUAUUGUCUUACGCAACCAAGAUACACCCAAAAAGCAAGAUACAUGCGAAGAGCUCUGGUUUAAGCUGUGUUGUACAUGUAAUGAAAGCCGGGUCUGUUUGUACCAAUGAGCUCAGAGGUCAAAUUUCCGACAAACAGGCUUGUUGCUGGCUUGCAACACCAAGAGGGCCUAAGAGCGAAAUCAUAUAAAAUAGCCCAAGUCAAGCGAAAUAGAAAGAAGGCGAUGAAGCCGAGCAUCGACUUUAACGAAUGUUUGAAAGAUUCUCCCAAAUUCAGGGCUAGUGUUGAGGAAAAUGAACAAUCAAUUUAUGACUUGGAGACACAUCUGGAAAAGGUCUCAAAAGCAUGUAGCUCUUUUGUUGAAUGUGGAAAAGUCUUCAGAUCCUCAAUGGGGAGCCUCAUUCAUGAAUUUGAAGGCUUAUCAUCAUUGUUCAAAGAUGAUUUAUUUGUGAAUGGUGCAGUAACUAAGAUAUGUUCAAAUCUCUCUGAUAUAAAAAACUUCUUCGGGAUUCUACUUGACCAAGCACAGAGGUCGAUUGGCAGCAAGCUUCACUCAUUUCUAAAAGAUGAGAUAAAAAAGUUCAAAGAGACAAAGAAGCAUUUUGAUAAAAUCAGUGAUGAACUCGACAGUGUAUUUGCCAAGAACUCCCAGCUUCCAAAGACAUGCAAAGUGUCGGAAGCAGAAGAGGUAGAUAAUCUACUUUUGGCAACAGAGUCGGCCUUCAACCACACCUCCUUGGAUUACGCAUUCCAGAUCAACAUCCUCCAAUCAAAGCGACGAUUUCAUAUCUUAGGCCAGAUCCUUACAUUCAUGCAUGCACAUACGGCAUUCUUCAAGCAAGGCGGAGAAUUGGUGGUAUGUUUGGAGCCUUAUUUGAAGGAGCUCGGAUCCAGGCUUGAUCAUAUGCAAUAUGAAUUUAACUGCGAGCAAAAAGAGAUGGAAGAAAGGCAUACUUUGGUUCAGAGAAAGAACGAAAUGAAUCAAGAAACAAGAAACUCAUUGUCGAAUCGAAAUGGGAGCUUGCUAAUGGAAGGCUAUUUAUUCAAACGUGCAAGUAACGCAUUCAAAACAUGGAACAGGAGAUGGUUUACGAUACAAGACAACAAGAUAUACUAUCAAAAGCGAUCUAAGGACUCACAAACAGAGCUUGUGGAUGUUCGGCUAUGUACAGUAAAGCGAACAGACGAUGUCGAACGAAGAUUUGCCUUCGCACUUGUAUCUCCCACCAAAUGCUGGUAUUUGCAGGCCGACAACGAUCAAGUCCGUCGGGAUUGGAUAGAGGCAGUUCAGGUUGCGAUUGCCAAAGCCUUGAAUGACCCACAGUAUGACGAAGAUUCUUCUUCCUUUGACAAAAGCAUGGAUCCACUAGAGAAGCUACAUCCGCAGUACCUGCUGGAACAAAUACGCUCACUUCCUGGAAAUGAUGUUUGUGCCGAUUGUGACAGCCCAAAUCCGAAAUGGGCCAGCAUUAAUAUCGGUAUCACCCUGUGCAUUGAGUGCUCAGGUAUUCACAGGAGUCUUGGAGUCCACAUAUCCAAAGUUCGAUCCAUCACAUUGGAUGAUUGGGAACCCGAAUCUAUCAAACUUAUGUCGGAGCUUGGCAAUCGUGUCAUCAAUGACAUCUACGAGGCAAACGAGGAUGACAGCAUGAAGAAGCCAAAUGUUAGCAGCUCAAGGGCGGAGCGAGAAGAAUGGAUCAAGGCAAAGUAUGUUGAAAAAAGAUUUGUCAGCAAAAUUCGCCCCAGAAGAACCUCUGCUGCUGUGAAGCGGUUUAGACGAAAGCAACCGAUUAAAAAAUUCCCAGAUGGAAAAAUUCGGCGCUGGUCUGCCAAGAAGAGUGAUGUUGAAGCGGCCGAGAUAUUGCUACAUCUUUCUGCUGAUCGAGAGGAGAACCAUUCGCCAAAAAUGGACGAAGAAGAAAAUAGUAAACAGAAAAUGGCUGAAGAUUCGAACGGAGAAGGAUGUCCAGUGGUGGAAGGUGGGUCACCAAGGAAAAAAGACGGAUCCACGCAGGAAUCAAAUAUAUCCCCAGAGGCGACAGAUGGAUCCCCAGGGUUAAGAGCUGGAUCUCCAGAGGCAGAGAUAGGAUCCCCUGGAUCGGAUGUAGACAAUAACAGAUCGGUAAAUGCAGAUAUGAACUCCCCAUCCUCUUUUGAUGGGGGUUCCCCUGCAACUCCGCACUUAAGGCGUUUGUACGAUAGUCGCGGUACAGAUUCGGCAACAAGCUCGGAUGAAUGUGAAACAGAAGAGGAAAUGCGGAGUUUGCCUCCAAAUCAGUUGCUCUACCAAGCUGCAAAGCUAAAAAAUAUGACAUUGAUGAUCCUUGCCCUUUCAAACGGUGCAAAUGUCAAUUGGUCAAACCCUGAUCAUGCAGGUAUGACUCCGUUGCACCAGUCAGUUGCAGGGGGCUCGGUUAGUGUAAGUGAAUUUCUGUUACAAAAUGGUGCGAAAAUAAAUGCAAAGGACGAUGGGGGAAGAUCAUGUUUGCACCAGGCCGCUCUUCUUGGGAGCACGGGGCAUGCCUGUUUGUUUCUGAAGCGUGGUGCAAAUCAGAGCUCAAUUGACGAACACGGAGAGGAUGCUUUGCGUAUAGCAUUGAAGUAUUACCAUGCAGAUAUUGUUACUUUAUUGCGACUUGCAAGGAUGAAUGAAGAGCUAAGAGAAACAGAAGUGAAUACAUCACCUGAUGAAACAUUCUCUAAUGUGAUAAAAGACUUUUCAAACAUGGCCUCUCAACACCCUGAAAGACUAAAACGUGGCACAGAAAGACAUACAAGUGUUUGAAAUAAUUCCUUCUUGGUUCUGUUCUAAACUUUGUAACUGAGUUAUCUGGAAUGCUUCAACAGACCGUUUUGUUGGGUCACAUGUGAAUGCUGAGAUUCCGUUUUAAACACAUCAGGAAUAAAAAUUGUCUCCAACUAUUGCUUUUUUUUGCUACCAAACACUAGAUGCAUUUGUUAGACAUCAAAUCAUAAUUGUGCCAGGGGAAAGGGGAAUAAAACAGAGGUACAGUACCUAUUUGCAGCUCACAGAAAUGCCCCCUUUUGCCUGCAUGUGCCCCCACUUCUGAAAUGCUUCCUGUCCAUAGAAUAAAACAUGCAUGCUCCUUGUAAUACUCUAUGUCAUGCAUAAUUUGAGUUUUGCCAAAAAAUUCACAAAACAGGAUUCAGCCUGUACAAUCUAUAUGGUAUUUUCUUGCUCAACACCCAAAGCCUGAGGCCAGGAGAAACUUCCUGGGGUGGGGGGGGGGGGUUGUCGUUGCUAAAGCCAAAACUGCAAAAUAGUCUCUCUUGCAGUUAGUUGAUGCAACUAGGACUGUUUAUGGCUCGGGCUUGUGUCUGGUGGCAGUUCUCCAUGAAGCUCUGUUGUUGACCAAAAAAUAAUAUUUUUCUGCUAAGCCUCCCCCCCCACCCCCCCUCUUGUCUGAAGCCUGCAACAGCCUAAUGCUAGAAUUCUUCUGGUUUAGAUGUUAAAUCUUAGCAACAUCAUUUGAUUAAAAUGGAGAAUGUCAUUUAUAAACUUGAUUUUCUUUAAAGUGAUUUUUAUGUGAUGGUGCAGAGAUUGUUAAUGCAAAAGCAAAUCUCCUGCAAGUGAUUUUUAAUGUAAAGGAGUAGUAACUAGACAAUGAAACUUUUGGCAACAAAUUUUCUUAAUCAUUGUGGGAUUGUGCAGUCUUUCUUUGCUAUUCUUUAUAUGUUUACACAUGGAAUCAUUUUGCAAUAGUUUGUCUGAUAGAA